UAAUGGGUGAUAUUAUCCCUAAUUAACUAUUUGUUGCUGGGUACAGCCGUAGCAAAGUAUAGGAUGAGAAAGAUGUUAGAGAUAUCUUCAAAAAGUAUGGAACGAUCAAAGAAGUUGCAUACAAAGGAUCAUAUUCAUUUGUUGUAUGAACUAAUUUAGAAAUUAAGACCUUCAGUAGUGAGUAGGAAGCACAAGAAGCUUUAAAGGGUAUGAAUGGAUAAGCUUAUAAUGGAUAAAAAUUGAAAGUAGAUGUAGUUGACAAUCGUAAAGGAAGAAAAUCAGGCCCAAAUGAAGAAGAUAAAUGUUUCAAAUGCGAUAAAGGUGGUCAUUGGUAAAAUUUUUAAUUAAAUUUAUAGGGCUCGUAAUUGUCCAAUUAUUAAAUCAUCUAGACGAAGCAGAAGACGAUCAGAUUCAAGAUCAAAGUAUAAAGAUAUUUAAAAUUUUAGGCGCCGUCAUAGAAGAUCUGAAUCAAGAUCAUAUUCUUCUUAUUCAUCAUCCAGAUCUAGAAGAAGAAGAUAUCAAAACAAAAGAAAGAGACAUAGCAGAAGCCCUAGAAGAGAUUAAAGAAUCAGAAAAAGAAGUGUUACACCAAAGAGAUCACCUUCUGAUUCAGGUUCAUCCAAAAGACCAAAUUCAAACUCAAAAUCUUGAUAAAGAAUGGGAAAAAAAACUCAUUUUAUUACAAAAGAAAUAUAAACAAUUAAUUGAAUAUAAUUUAUUCAAUUCUUCUCAUAAAAUUAUCAUUAUGAAAAAAAGAACCCUUCAGGAAUUGUCUAAAGAACAAGACCAGAUUAAUUCUUCUUAUAUCGAGAUUAAUACAGUUUAAAAGGAACUAUAUUUAGAAAAUCAGAAAAGACUAAAAUAAAAAUAAAAAGAGAAGGAAUAGAUUGUAGUUAUAGAAGAUGAUGAAAUCAAAUAAUAAAUCUAAGAAAAGGAAGUUUAAUUAUCAUUUCCUAUUGGAACAUUUUGUUUGAAUUGUUUAACAUAAUAUCCUACAGAUGAAAGACAACCACAUCAUUUACCAUUUAUUAACAUCCUUUACGAAAAUGCAUUCAUUGAUGUAAAAACUUAAAAGCCAAAAAAGACAUUAGAAAGUGCUCUUAUGACUUGUUUUGGAUUUGAAGAUGAAUUAUUAAAACCUUUAGUAUAAUCAGGUGUACAACUCUUCAUUGUGAAUGAUAAUGACAAUUUAAACAAAAAACUUGAAAUUAUUGAAAAAUAUAACAAUUAUCCAAAUUGGAUGGUAAUUAAACCAUCAAAAUUAGGUUCAAGUAUGUUUGGAGGUGCAUUUCAUCCUAAAAUAUGGAUUCUAAAAUUUCCUAAAUUUAUUCGGAUUGUCAUCGGAAGUUAAAAUUUACAUGUAGGAGAUUGGACAAUAUGGUCAUAAGCAAUGUGGAUAUAAGACUUUAAAUAAGGAAAAAGUGAAUUAGACUAAAUUUCUUAAGAGUUUAAAACUAUGCUAAAAGAAUUCUUAUAUGAAAUAUUACCUACAUCUCAUAAAUUUGAAGAUCUCCUUAAAAUUAAUUAUGAUGAUUAUGAUUUUAGAGAUAUAAAUAUAAGGCUAAUUACAUCAAUCCCAGGAAGAUUUGUAGGCAAUCAAUUAUUUAAAUAUGGUAUGAUGAGACUUCAGUCUGUCUUAUAUUAAGAAUUAUGUAAUAAUAAAAUGGAAAUACCUAAAUAAGUUUGUGUUACAUAUUAAACUACUAGUAUAGGAUAAUUAGAUAAUAAUUAUAUUGAUUUUGUUUUAUAAUGUUGCACAGGUAGAGUUUAUAAAUAACCAUUGGCAAGUGAAUAAAAUAAUAAAAAAUUAAAUUAAAUGAUUUUAAAUCAAUAAGAGGAAGAAUAAUCAAAAUUGAAAUUAAUAUAUCCUACAGCAGAUUAUAUUGAAAACUAAACUCAUGGAGGAGUUGAUUUUGCCAAUCCAUUAUAUUUAAAGAAAUAAUUAUAUGAAAAUCCUAAAUUUCCUAAACAUCUAUUUUAUAAAUACUAAGGGUCAGAUCAUUAUUAUUGGCAUACUGGUAAUAUUCCUCAUUUAAAAGUUAUGAUUAUUACUGGAUUAGAUGAAGAUAUUAAUGAUUAUACAGCUAUUUAUAUUGGAAGCCAUAAUUUUAGUUAAGGUGCUUGGGGAAAAAUGGAAAAAAAUGCCACUUAAUUAUAUAUAGCUAAUACAGAAUUAGGUGUUUUAUAUCCCCCAAAAAAAAAUUCAGCUUAAUUGAAAUAACAAAUUAUAUAAUAACUUUCAUUCAAAUUUCCUCCAUUAAAAUAUGAAAAAGAUGAUCAACCUUGGAUAAAUGAGGCAUAUUAUGAAAGAUUGUACAAGGAAUACUAAUAAUAAAAUAAAUGA
Molecule: messenger RNA, 2344 nt
Organism: Paramecium pentaurelia
Lineage: Eukaryota; Ciliophora; Oligohymenophorea; Peniculida; Parameciidae
Source: the annotation of a GenBank genome assembly